GAGGAAACUAAAGGAAAUGCCAUUGGAAAAUGAUCAAUGUGUUUGUGAUUUUCUUGCGUACCUAAACAAGGUAAAAAUCAAACUACCAAGUCUUUAUGAAUUUAAAUCAUCACAUUUGAUACCUCGUGCUUCAGUAUAAUAGAUAAUUAAGAGAACAGGAACUUAACAGGAUCUCAACAUUAAUUUGCAGUAUGCUUAAGACAAGUUCAAGUGACAAAGAAUUACAUGAUCUCGAAGAGUGGAUUGAAAGCAAUGAAAUUAUGGAUGAAAAUAAAACAGAUGGCACAAAACUGGAUGAUAAUGCCAAUCUUACCAAAAAUGAAGAUGAAGUUGAAGUUGAAAAAGGAGAACUAGAGUCUUUGGAAAAUGAAAUUAAUGCGAUUAAAGUAAAAUCGGAUAAAAUUGAAGGUGAAUUAGAUGAUCUUGCUCAAUUGGAGGAAGUUAAUUCACCAAGGAGUAAAAGCAGGGCCAGCAACAUAAGUAUUGGGUGUUUUAGUAAACUCCGCAAUAAAAGUCCAAGUAAAUAUUCAACACAUUCAGACAGGGAUUUAUGUUUUGCAGAACUUACAACUCUAGUCGACAAGGCCAUAAAGGAGCUUAACAAAGAAACAGCUCGUUACUGCAGCCUUGUUGUCUCAUUAGGAGCCUCACAUGAUUCAAUCACUUUACGAGAAGAAUUGAAAAAGUCACGUAGGAAAGCUCAUGAGCUUGCAAAAUCAAACAAAUCUAAGCUGCUGCCCCAUCUUCGAAAGGCGAUGAAAAAUAAACAUCUCAAAGAAGAUGAAAUAAGUGAUAUAGAAAAACUCUGGAACACAUUCUCUACUUGUGUUGAGGUCCUCAACAACCAACUUCAUCAGACAUUACGCUUGCAGAAACAUUUUAUUUUGGGAAGCUCAGUUUUGAUCAACACGGGUGUACAGGAUAUAUGGGGAGGCAAGAAGAGCCAAUGUUCAAGUUCCUCUGACACAAUUGCCUCAAAUAGCAACAGAAGCCCCCAACACAGUGAUCUAGAACUGCUUGAAAAUGAUAUACUUGAGAUUAAAGAAAUGCUACUUGAGAUGCAUCAACAGGUUGAUGUCAAACCCUGGGCCAUAGAAUGUGAUGUAAAUACAGAUAGAUAUGCAGAUUCUAAAUCCUUGAACUCAGUUGACAGUGACAUUGAGGGAGAAUCAGGGACAGAUCCUGAGGCAAGAUCAAGGCUUUGUACAAUAUUAUAAACUCACUCCAAGUAGCCAACCCCAAUUGUGCCGGAGCAUGUAUGUGACGUGUACAUAAUGUGACUCAUAUACUGUGAAAUUGUGUGCCUUCAGGAUAAGGAUAUAAAACUAAAAGAUAAUAUUGUAAAAAAGGAAUAGAUUAUUUGAAGAUUAUACAAUUAUGUUGACAUAAAACACAGACACGAUUCCUCAGCAGCAAUGAAAACAAAUCACUUUCUGUUAUUAAAGUAAUUUGAAUUCUCUGUGUUUAAGAAAUGCUGUGUGC
Messenger RNA from Owenia fusiformis, 1482 nucleotides. The record is from the annotation of a GenBank genome assembly. NCBI's taxonomy places the organism in Eukaryota, Metazoa, Annelida, Polychaeta, Sabellida, Oweniidae.